Molecule: messenger RNA, 234 nt
Organism: Necator americanus (New World hookworm)
Lineage: Eukaryota; Metazoa; Nematoda; Chromadorea; Rhabditida; Ancylostomatidae
Exons: 2
Coding region: 1-234 (77 amino acids)
Source: RefSeq, a predicted model, not a curated record
AUGUCGGAUGUGUCGAACUCCUUCUCAGCUUGGGAGACCCUGCCGGAGGACGAACCUCCGCUGUGCAUCGCAGUUCGACGCCCAGUGUCACCUCCACGCCACUAUGAGGCGGUAAACCGUUGUGGAGGCUCUCUUUUACUGGAUAGAAAAAUUCCAGCACUAAACCUUAAACUAGAAAUUAAUGGUGUUGAGGAAUUCGGAAACUUCGCCACACCCGGAGAUAUUCACUUCUGA